Messenger RNA from Manihot esculenta (cassava), 1242 nucleotides. RefSeq lists its product as uncharacterized. The coding region runs from base 1 to 1242 and encodes 413 amino acids. NCBI's taxonomy places the organism in Eukaryota, Viridiplantae, Streptophyta, Magnoliopsida, Malpighiales, Euphorbiaceae. Gene Ontology annotation, molecular function: nucleic acid binding; RNA-DNA hybrid ribonuclease activity. The transcript has 3 exons. The record is from RefSeq and is a predicted model, not a curated record.
AUGGCAAAGCACAAAUCUGAUGGCGGGCUAGGUUUCAAAAUUCUUCAUAAGUUUAACUUGGCCAUGCUUGGGAAGCAGGGCUGGCACAUUAUCAACAGGCCUCAGUCCUUAGUGGCUCGUGUCCUUAAGGCCCGCUAUUUUUCGACACAAUCUUUCUUUGAAGCUCCUUUGGGAAGUAACCCUAGUUUUUUGUGGCGUAGCAUAUGGGAAACUCGGGGUCUAAUUCGAGCUGGGGCUUACUGGAGGAUUGGGAAUGAUCUCAUAAUUAACCACAGAUGGAACGAGAGUUUAAUUGCACAGAUGUUCAACGAAAGAGAUAGAAGUUGUAUUUUGAACAUCCCUCUUAGUCUUUCAUCAUGUUCUGAUACAUGGUGCUGGAAAUUCGAGUCCAAAGGUCACUAUUCGGUUAAGAGUGCAUAUAGGUUCAUGGUUGAUGGCUUUCAACAUAGGGAAGGGAGCGAGAUAUGGAAAAGGUUCUGGAAAGCUAAAGUUCCCCCAAAAGUGCUCAAUUUCUGCUGGCGGGCUCUAGUUAAUGUUGUCCCUUGCCUCUCGUCACUUCAGUCCAAGAGAGUCCCAGUUGAUCCUUCAUGCCCGUUGUGUCAUGUAGCCCCUGAGAAUGUCUUGCAUAUUCUGAUUCAGUGCCCUUUUGCCCGCAGCUGCUGGUUAAGCUCGCCGUUGGGUUGGCCUGCGCCUUCUGCAUCUUCUUUAAAUGAGUGGUUUUCUUUAGCUUUCUCUUCUGCUUCUGUGGAAAAUGCCUCCCUUAUGCUAAUGAUCUUAUGGGCUUUGUGGCAAAAUAGGAACAAUGUUGUAUGGAAGGGCCAGGGUCAGACUGCGAGUGGUGUGUUCUUCAUGGCUCUGAAUUUUUUGCAGCAAUGGAAAGCAGCCCGGGUCGUGUCCUCAGUAAGCACCAUUGUCGACCCGACUCGCCCGAUCUGGUCUCCUCCGCCGCACGGUUGGAUCAAGGCGAACAUUGACGCCUCUUUAAGCUUGCAACGAGGUUCGGUAGGUUUCGGUUGUGUAAUCCGGAAGGAUGAUGGGAGUUUUGUGGCUGCUAGAGCAGGCUCUUUUUAUAGCCAGAUGGAUACAAAGUGUGCUGAAGUUAUAGCAUUCCGGGAAGCAUUAAGCUGGAUUAAAGAUAUGGGAAUCACAACCAUCGUCUCUGUAAUUGUCCCUAUAACCAUCGACUCUGAUGCCUCUUGUGGUGAUCAAAGAGUCCAAUAUUGCUUGGAGAUCCUUUCUUGA